GUUACUUCACUUUUUUUUUUCAUUCGACCUGUUAAAAACUGAGUCUAACGAUUUUUACUUGGUAGUCUAGAUCUAGGUAGACUGAAGCUGUAAAUCUAGAAAUCUAGAUCAAAUAAAAUAUAAUAGAUCUAGUAGAUAUUGCCAUAAUUAUAUACCAUUGAUAUGGUUCUAGAUUUAGAUUUUACAUUUUUAGACUGUAAGUAGUGUAAGUGUAACUAGAAAUUACUAGAUUAUACUAGAUAGAGUAGAGCUCUAGACUCUUCACUACGACCUAGACUACAGCCAGGGACAGGUCAUUAUUAUUUAUGUCUAUAUUCUAGAUCUAGAAUCUAGAUUAGAUCUAGGUCGACUUUUUGAGUUACUACUGAGACUGAGGACUGAGAAAACUGACACAUAUUACCAAGAGUAGAGGCUAAAAUAUCUGAAACUCUCCUCAAGGAAAAAAUAUAAAUGUCUGUACCACAUGACCAUGCCUGUAGGAGAUAAACUUCACAAGCAGUUGAGUACUGACAAAGAACUUGGACAGCUGGAACAUUUAAAAAACUUAAUUAAUACUCAAGUGAGCAAACAAAUCCCUGAAGCAAAAUAUACUAAAAAGAAAUCUUCCAAUCAAGCUAGUGGAGACUAUGUAGUACAGAAUCCAAAGGAGAACCAAAAUAAAUCUUUUGAAGCAGAAGAAAUUGAAUUGGACAAUUUCAGCAUUAGGUAUAAAGAUGAGAGACAAUUUAGCAGUCACCAAUACCAUAACUAUUUCUUGGAAAUCUGUGUUGCUUUAACAGAACAUAGACUCAGUUGCCAAGAAUGGCUGAGCCAAGCACCUUCACAGAACAUACUGAGAGUUCUAAUAUCCUUAAGAAUACUUCUUAGAGAUUCUAACUACCAAAAACAAUUUUGUAAGAUCGAUGGUGUCAAAUCACUAACUGAGUAUUUUAAGAAAAGCACAGAGAUGUAUUUAUUUAGUACAGGUGGAUUGUUGUUAGUUGAUCAUCUCAAGGAAAUGACAAAUAUCUUCCAGAAAUUGUUGACAUCUGUAGAAAGAUGUGAAUUACUAGUAGAAUGUGAGGCACACAUACCCCUUGUUCAAUUACUUACUGCAACUGACCCCUUUGUUCUUCAUGGUUCACUCUAUGCAUUAAUUGGAUUUGCCCAAAGUGAAAACCUGAGAUUAAAAAUUGGAGAGUUAAACUCUGUUGAGAUACUGCUGAGGAUUAUUAAAGAAUAUGACAUAACAUCCAAGAAGUUGGCUGCUAAUCUACUUAGACUUUUAUGUUCUGACCAUCAAACAAAAGAAAAAGUAAAAAUGGAAGAUGGUGUCUCUCUUUUGUUAAGCCAACUUCACAGUAACAAUGCCAGUUUUUUAUGGCACAUUGUUUGGUGUCUUGUUUUGCUCUGUGAAGAUGCUGGUUGUAGAGAUGAUAUCAGACAACUAGGUGGAAUUCCACUCUUACUUUCUAUACUACAUGAAAAAAAGUUUUCAAAUGAACAGUCUCAUCUUCGCAGAAAUGUUGCCAGUGCAGGGACUAUAAGAAAGACCAUAUCUCAUGAUGAAAAUGAUGAAUCUAGUGAACAAAUUUCUUUGAAGAAAGCUUGCUGUGCUGCUUUGUCAGAGUUGAUGUUGAAUGAUACUAAUGCUCAGCACAUAGUCCAAGCAAAUGGUGUUUACUCUCUGGGUCUCCUCAUUUUACCCCAGGAUGUAAGCAGUGAGAAAGAAAAGAAAAGAUCUGUGAAGCUUCAGCAAAAUGCUUUUCGGGCCCUAAGGUUCCUGUUUAGCAUGGAAAGAAACCGGAGGCUAUUUAAACAGUUGUUCACUCCUGAGCUGUUUGAAAUGUUCAUAGAUGUUGGCCAUUACAACAGAGAUCUGCAGGCUUAUAAGUCACUGGCAGAGAAAAUGAAUAGUCUCCCUAAAAGUGUAGUGAAUGAAAUAGCUGAAAACAUCAGUAACACAAACCAUAAUAAAGAGCCUAGUUACUACAUUGGAGACUAUGCAGUUUUUGAACUCCUUGGAACUGGGGCUUUUGGUUCUGUUUAUAAAGUGCGUAAAAAAACUGGAAGGCAAUCUUUCUUUGCUCUAAAGGAGGUCAAUCUUCAAAGUCUGGCAUUUGGAAAGAGUGCCAAUGAAAAGGCAAUGAGUGUAGGGGAGAUAACUAAUGAACUAAAAAUCAUGAAGGAAGAGAUGAGGCACCCAAACAUUGUCCGUUACUUUAAAACAUUUGAACUGAAUGACAAGUUGUACAUAGUGAUGGAAUAUAUUGAAGGGGCUCACCUUGGGGAGCAUUUCAAUUCCUUGAAAGAAAAAAAUGAAAGAUUUCAAGAAAACAGGAUUAGGCAUAUAUUACUUCAAUUAAUUCUUGCCUUGCGUUACCUUCAUAAAGAGAAAGGUAUUGUCCACAGAGACCUCACACCAAGCAAUAUUAUGUUGGGAGAAAAUGAUAAAGUGACAAUCACUGACUUUGGCUUGGCCAAACAAAAAAGAAAUGAUUGUAGUAAAAUGACAUCAGUUGUUGGUACUAUUCUGUAUUCAUGUCCAGAAGUUGUCCAAAACCUGGCUUAUGGAGAAAAAGCUGAUAUUUGGGCACUUGGCUGCAUCCUGUACCAGAUGUGUGUCUUGGAGCCUCCAUUCAAUAAUACCAAUAUGCUAGUGUUAGUCAAGAAGAUUGUUGCAGCCGAGUUCAAGCCAAUUCCUGAUAAAGAUUACUCUUCUCAGUUACUACAGACAAUCAAAAGCUGUUUGAGUGUUAAUCCAGAUGAAAGACCAGAUAUUUUGGAAUUGAGCAGUCAACUAACUGAUCUCUUGCUGUCAUAUAUGGACAACUUACGAAUAUCUGAAAAUGCACUUCAAAGAAAGUUGGAAAGAGAGAGAAAAAGAACACAAAAGUAUGUCUUAGAAGUGAAUAGAGCUAUGCAAAACAACCGACCAAUAAGCUCAGAUUUCCAAGAUUUAGACAGAUCAGCCAGUUUAUCAGGAAGUUUUGGAGUUGAAAGUCCAAAGGAUCAACCUGUUGACCAGUUAGUAGAUGUGAGUGACGCCAGUUUAGAUUCUAGUGUUGCACUUUCAAUAAGUUCAAUUCAUUUUGGUGACAGAUCAGAUGAAGACAGCUAUGCAAGCAGUGGUAGUGAGAGUCGAGAGAGUAGUGCUGGUAGCGUACGUUCACAUCAAGGUGCUGUUAAUUUUCCUAAAAUGCCUCAUCUACACAAAGUUAGACCAUUGAAAUUGGAUAUACCAAAUACAGCCAAGGCUAGUCGUGACUCUGGACUUGGUUCAGGAGAUCCAUCUCCAAACACCUGUCUGCAUCACUCUGCAUCAGAACUGGCUAAAAUGUCAUUGGCUUCUCAACUCUUUCUUAGGUCUCAUAGUACCCUGGAAGGAAAUGUGGCGCCAAAGCUUGACAAGAGAUCAAGAAGUGUGGCUACAUUAUCUAUCUCCCCUAAUAAACUACGUGAAAUUAAUGAUCCAAUCCAGCCAAUUUUACAGCAACUUCACAAAUUAAUUUUGGUCACACAGUUGCCACCAACCAUAGGCUCCAACCCAAAUAGAAGGAUCAUUGAACAUUAUAAAAGAGCACUUUUUUCUCCUAAAAGCAAUUCAUCAAAUUUAAAAAGUGAAAUGCUCAAACUCAUUCAGGGCUCAAGAGAAUUAAUUGAUUUAAAUUUUGGCCACAUGGAGUACAUAAAGAGAAGCUCUCUCCUAGCCAGUGAUCUGGACUCACCAUUAGAUCCCAACAAACCUGUGACCUUACUCUAUGAUCCUGAUUUUAAAGAUGUUGGAAUAACUUAUGAAUAUUUACAAAAUAUUCUAGAAGAAACACUUAAAGAGAUGGAGUUCUAUGCAGAGGAAGAUGUUACUAAACACAGAACUUCUUGAUUAUUUUUGUUUACAUUGCCUGCUUCGUCACAUUCCUAAGGUGUAUACAAUGGAUAAAACAAACCACAUUGUAUGAUUUAUUUUAUUUAUAAAUUAUCUGAUACAUAAUGUAUUACAUUCCUGAACAUUUUUGAAGUGUAUCUUGCUGAUACUUUUAUUGCUAGGGUUCUUACUAUUCAGAUAUUUAUGCUCUUUCGGAGAGAAAGAACUUAAAAUGUUCAAGAAAUGCAGAUUACUUUAUAAAAUAGCUUUUCUAAAAGUUCCAGAUUAUGUAUUAAUAGUGACUUAUUCUUAUACAAGUUUAUAAGUGGAUUAUGAGCAAAUUGGAUGAUAUAAAAGCUUAUAUAUAAUAUAUUUAAAACAAGCAUUCCAUUUUUUAAAAAAGAUAAAAUCUCUGUGAUAAACUAUAUUUUAUAUUGUGAUGCAGCCUAAUGCAUUUUAUGUAUUGUUUCAUUGGAUCAUAAUUAUAACUCAGGAAUCUACCAGGUUUUUGAAGUCAUUUUUUCAGCAGCCUCAUGAAUUAUGAGGGUUUGGUAACAUAAGUUUUUUUUCUUCUACAUUGUAAAUAUGUCACAUAGUUGUUUUUAGUUUGAACUGUUGUCAUUAUAUUUCAAGUAGAUAAUGGGUUGAAAAUUAGUUUCUGAAUUAAUGUUGUAAAACACUGAGAAAAUACUUUCAUUUGUUAUCCAUAAAUAAACCAGCAUAAAAUUAUGUAUGUAGUUUAAAUAUUCUCUGAUUUUAGAUAGGUCAAUACAAGUUGAAGUGAUUAUAUUUAACUGGCAUCUAUUUUAUAAUUUCCUUUAAUGCUAUCAUUCCUUUGAUUGUAACUUUGUGCAUGAAGUGAACUUUUUCUAUCAGAAGACCGUUGAGAGUUUGUUGGAGUACAUGUUAGACUGAACACAAGUCUGUUGUUAAUGUACAAACCCUCUUUGUAGUAAUGUCAUUGCAUUUCCAACUAAGCUAAAAUAUAUUCUUGGAAAGUUAAUUAUUCUAUAUUAGUUCUAUAUAGGUAAAAGAUGCAACUAGUCCUCUUUUGAAUAAGUAAAUGAUUCAAUGUCUUCAACAAAUCUGUCAUGCCUAUUCAGAUGAAUGAUUGUUUUGUUUUGUGAUUUAUUUAGAAAGAUUUUUUUAAGAAGGAACAGAUUUGUGGAUCAAAUGUUUUCUGCCUUUCAGUAAUAUUAUGGAAGUUGUCAUCUUGAAUAAAAGAAGUAAAUGUGAAUUAACAUAAAAACUACAAAUUUAGUUAUAUACCAUUAAAUAUAAAACAUUCUAGUUUGCCAAGAAUAAUAUUAGAAUUUUUUUUAUACAGUGCUUAUUUUUUUUGUUUGUUUUGUUUUGUUUACUAGUUGUAUUCAGUUUUUUGGUUAGAAAACUUUGUGUUAUCUUAAUCUAUACAACAUGUCAUUGCUAAAUUAUUGUUUUCAUUUCACCUCUGUUCAUAUGUGAUAACAUUAUAUAAGGAGAUGAGAAACUAGAAGAUAUAUUCCUUUUUAAAAAGCUUUUCUUUAUGACAAUGCAUCAAUGCCUUCAACAAAUCUCUAAUGUUUAUUCUGGUGACUGUAGUUGGUACAUAUAAAAAAUAAAUGACUAAACGAUUGAAGUUUUGAAAUUAAAACAAGACUUCCUAAUAGAUCAAUUUAGAAUUUCAAUAUUUUUUGUGUGCAGAAAUAUUUUUUAAGCUCAAAAAAUGAAAUGAUAACAAAGGUUUUUUUUGCAAUGAAAUUUCUUUAUGGAUCCAACUUUUGUUUGUAGAAAGUCAAUUCAACAAGAACUAACAUUUUUCAAGUAGAAUUAUUUCAUUUAUAAUUGUGUUUGAGAAUAAUUAGUUAAAAUUUUACUACAUUCUAAAGAGAAAUGCUAAUUUUAAUUUCUGAUAUCACACUAGAUUUAGAAUGAUGGCAAAACAAAAUGUGUCUAACAAAGAAAUAUUUUAGAUUGAUAUUGACAUUUUAGAUUGACAAGUCAAGAAUACAUUGUUGUAAAUCUUAAGAUUAAGGAUUUCUAUAACCUGAUUACUUGGAAUACAUUUUAAAUCGUAAUGUAUAAAAAUUAAUAGUUUCUAAUACUUUAUUCAUUGUACAUUAUAUAUUUUAAGCUACCUUUUUUUGUUCCAAUACAGUGAUCAUGAUAAUGUAUUGAUAAAGUGACAUCAGAAAUUCAUGAAAAUGUAUCUAGAUUUAAAAAACGUGAUAUAUCUAAUUAACUAUAAUAGUUUUUAUUCUGAUCAAUUUUCUUUUUAGUAAUGGAAGAGUUACUGUUAUUUUAAUAUUUGACAGAAAUUUGUUUAAAAUUAAAAUUAAAUUUGUAAAUUGUUGUAAUUACUUAAAUGUACAAUGUGUUAUUUAAAUAUAUUUAACAUUAUUGACAAAAAGCAUUUCAAAAGCAUUCAACUUGUUAUAAAUAAAAAAAAUAAAACAUUGAAAUAUAUAGAAAGCCAUUAAUUAGAAGCUAAUUAUAUAAAUAAGCCUAAUUCAGUUAUUUGUUGUAGUUUCAAAAAAGCAGUCAAUAUGUGUAGUUUCUGUUUUGCCCAAUGUUCCAUACGCUAGCUGGACUUUGGCUCUGUAAAUAGUCUUAAUUGAACAAGAAAACGUUUAUAGUAGCAAAUGUAUCAAAAUAUGCAUAAUGUUACUUUUAGAACUGUUGUUUUUUGUUUUAAAUUUCAUUUUGUACAUAAUUAACUAUGUGAUUUGGAUUUUUUUAGUCUGAUUUUCAAAGCCCUAGAGUCAAUCAACAGUAAUACAUACUCACAGAAUAACUAAAGGCAAUCUUUAAGCAAUAAUUCUUUUCUUCCAUUUUUUUUUUCACCUGUAUACAUGCUUUUCAUUUCUACUUAUUUAAAGCUCUAUCAGUAUUUAUACAACAAUACAUGGUUUUAUACUGCUUAUGUCAUUGGUUCUUGCAAUUUAAUUAAACUUGCAAAUCAACCUCAAUAAUUGUUUGAUCCAAUAUAGCCAUAGAGUCACACAGACUUAUACAAAAUUUAAAUUUUGAUUUUUUUUUUUUUAAUUAAAAAAAGUUUUUUUAAAAAUUUUUUAUUAUUUAUUUUUAAUAAAAAGAUGAAAAUUAAGGUGAUAUUUUCAGAUCUGGUCUAUGUUUAUCUGCAUACCGGUUGUGUUUUUAUUUUCCUUUCAUUUCUUGACAUGUAAUUUCAAGUGUAAAUAUGUGAGUCAUUUUAUAUAAUAUACAUAAACAAAUUGAAAGCUGUAAAUUGUUCACUUAGUAUUGUCCUAACAUUCCAUUGAAAUGUUUUGGUGUCUGAGGUGUCCAUUGGUUACAAUAAUUGUUUCAUAAUUUAAGCAAUUAAGGAAAGGAUUUUUUAUCAAUUGUAUAUUUUAUAUUGUUCUAGAAAUAUGAAAAAUAAAAAUCAGAAUUCAAACAAGUUUAAAUGGAAAAAAAAAGAAAUGGACAUAAUAUUUAAAAAAACGAAACAAAUUUUGUUAUAUAUUCACUAAAAAGGUGAACGACUGACUAGAAAUAGUUGCAAUAAAUUGUGUACACUUUAUGAUUACUUUGUACUUUUUCAUAAUGUAACAAAGUACCUCAGUUGUCUGUUCUGUACAGAAGUCAUCAGACUUGUACUUUGUAAAGAGAUUAUUGCUGUCACAAAUGUACAUUUAUAGUUGUUCAGUAUUGUGAUAGUCAAACGGUCCAUUUUUUAUCAAACUGUUUAUAAAUAGGCUAUUUAUUUAAUUUUUUUUUUACCUGUUCUGCCGUCCGUUAUUUAUUUGUUUGAUUUUUACAUUCCAAAUAAUUGCCAAUAAACUUAUUUAUAUUGUAAUUUUAAAUUAUUGAUCACUUUUUAAACAAAUUCCUAAUGUACUCUACUGACUCUUCUGUUUUGUUUUAACAGAUUUAAAUGUUGCUGCUUUUGUGUGUGUGUAAUAACCUUUUUUUUUUCAGCUGAGAAAGAGUCGUCCCAUGAUUUAAACAAUGUCAUCUCAUUUAAAAAGCAAUUGAAAUGUAUAUUAUGAAACGGAACUGCUGUAUAAACUAUUUUUUUGUUGAAAUAAUUUAAAACUAAAACUUAGAUCUAUUUUAAUAUAAUUAUAAAUGAUCUUAAUUAUAUACUGUUUAAAUUUAUUUUUUUAAUGAAACUUAAAAAUGAAAGUUAGAAAUGAAUUGAGUAGAGAACAGAAUUUUUUUUGUGAAUAGCUCUAAUUAAAAAUCACUAUUUAUGACUUUGUUGAAUUCAUUUGUAGAAAUAAAUAUCUGACACAUACAUAAUCAAUCAAUCAAUACAUAAUCAAUCACGACACUAUCUAACUGAAACUAUUUUGUUAGAUGAAUUUUACAGACUUUGCUGCUUUGGAGAUACAUCAAAGUAGUAGAUAUAACAAAAGAAUGUUUUCUAUUGCAUGUAUUUAUUUAUAUUUCAUAAUUAGAACAGGCUUUCACAUUUUUUUUAGUAGAAUAACACUUUUCCUUAAGAUAAUCAGAUUUUGGGAUGUAGUUUGAUUUAAUAUUUUUAACUCAUUACUUUUCUUAAUAUUUAAUUGUUCAGAAUUGAAGUUUUCAAAAUGAGUUCUUCAAAAUGAGUUCUUCAAAAUGAGUUCUUCAAAAUGAGUUCUUCUAUUCUACAGUAUGAAAAGAUUAUACAAGAUUGCAUUUCUGUCAAUCCAUUGUGGAUUAUUUUUAUUUCUUAGAUUUAUGACAUCAAUUUAAAAAUAAAGAACAUUUCACACCAAG
Messenger RNA from Biomphalaria glabrata, 8548 nucleotides. RefSeq names its product serine/threonine-protein kinase Nek10-like. NCBI's taxonomy places the organism in Eukaryota, Metazoa, Mollusca, Gastropoda, Planorbidae. The record is from RefSeq and is a predicted model, not a curated record. The coding region runs from base 464 to 3862 and encodes 1132 amino acids. Gene Ontology annotation, biological process: protein phosphorylation. The transcript has 32 exons. Gene Ontology annotation, molecular function: protein kinase activity; protein binding; ATP binding.